Molecule: messenger RNA, 3243 nt
Organism: Loxodonta africana (African savanna elephant)
Lineage: Eukaryota; Metazoa; Chordata; Mammalia; Proboscidea; Elephantidae
Gene: GMNN
Product: geminin DNA replication inhibitor
Exons: 6
Coding region: 2359-2988 (209 amino acids)
Biological process (GO): negative regulation of cell cycle; negative regulation of DNA replication
Cellular component (GO): nucleus
Source: RefSeq, a predicted model, not a curated record
CCCGAAGCGCGCGUCGCGGUUGUUGGGCUUGGGCGCGCGGGACGGGACCGCCGCCCCCUCGCCGGUCGCCCAGAGGCGGAGCUGGCGUGAGGGACUCAUUCUGGGGUACCUGCCUGUGGGGCUCAGGUGGGCUGCCGAUCGUCUUGGCAGUUCAGGUACUCCCCGUGUUCUGAGGGGACCCACGAACUUGGCUUAUGGGAGAAAGUCGCUGAAUCCUGGGUCUCCCAUUAAAAAUACGGUCCUGUGAUUUCUUCUGUGUAUCAGCGUUCCCUUUGGGCCCAGUCCUCUGCUGGGAUUUUUUUUUUUAAUCAUACAGACUUUGCCAAUUUUAACAUAUAUUGCAUGUCCAGUUUAUUGACAUUAUAUUCAUCAUGUUGUGCAACCAUCACCUCAGCUAGAGUAUUUAAUGUAGUUGUUUAAGAGACAAGAUACAGGAAAAGAAAAAAAUCUUAAAGAAUAAGGGUGCAAGGUUGCCGACAGGGUUGUGGUAAGCAUGUGGUGGAUUAGACUUGAUGAGAGGUUUUCAGCCUUUUUAAUUGUGACAAAUACUAAAACACACCUUACAUCACCACUUAGAACACAGCCAUGUAACUAAAUAGGAAGUUUCACUAACUAGUGUUGAUCCUCACAUGCCCUGCACUGAUAUCUCCUGUUUUUCGGUUCCAUUCUGUUCACCUGCAUUUUUAAAAGGUGUUGAUCAUGACCCAUUAAGUGGUUUCGGGGUCCUGUUGAAAAACGUUGCCGUGGAUCAAUAUAGUGAGUUCCGACCAACAGCAUUUCAACAUGAAAUAGAAUGGAAAAUAAUGAGUGCACCAAGCAUAAUUAUAUAGUUUUGUUUCAUAAACUUUCUUCAUUGCAUAUGUUUGUGUGCGGGCUAGGGCACAGUGUAAAAUGUAGGCUGGGGUGGGUCCUAGAGGAAGUUUGAAAGCCGUUGCGUUGGGUAAAGGCAUGGCCACAGACAUCAAGGGAGGUCUAUCUGAGAGGCCCAGACAUGACUGGAGAGAGUUCAGAUGCUGAGUUUGGAGUGAGGCUGGCUGGGAGGUCUUGUUUAACCACGGUACCUACCCAUUUUUCUCCUGCACCCUCUUCCUUGUUUUCUCUCAGUCUCUCAGUUCAUGCUCGUGGUUUAGCAUUUCCUACAAAUGUAAAUGCAUAAUCUCAUUUGACUGAAUAUUAAGUCAGUGAUUGUUAAUGGAGAUUGCCAGAGCCCAGUUAAUUACAGUUUAAACCAGCCUUUGAAAAGCAAAGUUAGGAUGCUCUUCUUUAGGAUGGAUUGGGCAAAUCUAAGUACCUGUGUUUUGCUUUUUCUGGUGAGCAUUUCUGAGAUCUUUGAGAGCCCUGUAUUUAAUCCAAGACACCAUCACAUUUUGCAAAUUUGUUUAGAAUACCCGAUUUGCAAUGGGAUUCCAUUCCUAGGACUCAUUUGUAAGUAGGUUCUGACAUAAGUGUAAGAGCUCUUUUUUUUUUUAGCUUUUAUCAUUAUUGCUUUUUAUUAUCAGGAUCUUUAUAAAUCCAACUUUUAUUGUCUUUAGGUAUUGGAAAUGUUACAUCGAAACUUAGAGGUAUAUUUUAAUACAUACAUUACAUACAUAAAAAAAAAAACUCCGAUGAAGAAAAGUUGGAUGAUGUUGAUAUUUUGUCAGUUGCGGUAAUGACUCCACUUGUGGAAGGUUCUGGAUCAUUUGGAUUAUCUCUGGGAACGAGGAUGGUGUUUCAAGUCAGAAAAUUAGUGAGAGUUGUCUGUAUGUUUCUUUUCUUUUUUCUUUAUGUAUUUUGCAGUAACAUGUCCCUGCUUCCCAAAUCGGCCUCUCGACUGUAGCAAAGCAGUCAGUGUUUGGGUCCAUGUUUUCAAGCAACUGAAGCCUCUGGUUUAGUUUAAAAACUUCAGCUAAUCCUCUCACCGUACAAUUUUUUGACAGCUUAUCUUCUUAUUAUUCUUCAGCAUUUCUUUCCUCUUAAAAAUCCAUUAAGUCCUGAUCUGUCAUUCCCCUUUUUCACGAUCUGUGAGGUGUUCCAUGUUGGCAAUAUCAAAUUACACACUGCAGCAACAUCGUAGUACAUACUACUAAAGAUAAGAUGUACCAAAAAGAAAAAAAGGAUGAUCAUAAGUGUGGUUCGUUGUAGCUUAAGUAUGUCAAAAGUUGGGGGACUCAGAGUUCUUGUUUGUGUGUGUAUGGGUAAAGAGCCAAUGACCUUAACCACCCUAUUCAUUGAUAGGGCUGAGUGUGAGUAGAGCAGGAAAGGUAAGUAGUUCUACCAGACAUUAAGUACUUUCAACAAAAAAUCCAGACUCUACCCUCAGAUGUAAACCAUAUUCUGUUUUUCAGUUACUGGUGUCUGUGCUUUACCGGCUGUAUAAUGAAUUCCAGUAUGAAGCAGAAACAAGAAGGACUCCAAGAGAAUGUAAAGAAUAGUCCUGUCCCGAGAAGAACUCUGAAGAUGAUUCAGCCUUCAGCAGCUGGAUCUCUUGUUGGAAGAGAAUGUGAGUUGGCCAAAGGCUUAUCCAAAAGGAAACAUGGAAGUGGCCAGUUAAUGCCUAAGACUUCUAGUCCUGGGGUUGUUGUCCCAGAAUAUAGUGAAAAUAAAAAUCUUGGAGGAGUCACCCAAGAAGCAUUUGAUCUUAUGAUUAAAGAAAAUCCGCCUUCUCACUAUUGGAAGGAAGUAGCAGAAAAACGGAGGAAGGCCCUCUAUGAAGCACUUAAGGAAAAUGAGAAACUUCAUAAAGAAAUUGAAGAAAAGGACAAUGAAAUUGCCCGUCUGAAAAAAGAGAAUAAAGAAUUGGCAGAAGUAGCAGAACACGUACAGUAUAUGGCAGAGGUGAUAGAGAGACUAAGUAAUGAACCUCUGGAUAACUUUGAAUCAUCGGAUAGUCAGGAAUUUGAGUCUGAAGAAGAAACUGGUGAAGAUUCUGAAGUAGAAGACUCAGAAAUUGGCACAUGUGCUGAAGAAGUUGUAUCUUCCUCUACAGAUGCAGAACCAUGUAUAUGAAAUUCAUUAACAUUCGACUCUUCAGAAAUAACACUGCCAAAGUUUACCUCCACUGUAGUUCUUGGUAGCAGAGUAAAUAACUACAUAAUGCAAACUCUGGAAUCAGACUGACUGGUUUGAAUCCUGGGACUCUAUUAUUGUAUUAAAAUACAAAUACUAUGUAUUUUUAAUCUGUGUUUUAUUUAAAUAGCAUUUUCUCAGUUGUCUGGAAUGACUUGUGUAUAUGAUAAAUAAACUUCAAUCUCCUAUUAAGAA